AUUCGACUCUUGUCCAUAAUAUUCUUCCUCAAACUUUCCAAAAUGGCCACCCUCGCUGCCCAGCUGUCCACCCUCGCCGAAGGUGUCAAGCAAAACGCCCCUGCUUCCAUCGCCAACACCAUCACCGAGUCCAUCGCCAACCUCAAGAAGACCUUCGACAAGAGCGCCGUCAUCAAGCCCGGCACUCCUCUCCCCAGCUUCAAGCUCCCCAACGCCCUCGGCAAGGACGUCACCAGCGAGGACCUCCUUGCCAAGGGCGGCCCCAUCCUAAUCACCUUCUACCGUGGCGACUGGUGCCCCUUUUGCAACCUCGCCCUCCGCUCUCUGCAGCAGCAUCUCGACCAGUUCCAUGCCAAGAACGUCACCGUCGUUGCCAUUUCUCCCGAGCUGCCCAACACCUCUCUGACUACUACGGAGAAGAACGAGCUUAAGUUUGAGGUUCUGUCUGAUGUCGGCAACAAGUUUGCCCGUCAGCUUGGCAUUUGUUGGGAGCAGCCCGAGUCUGUCAAGCCUGUCUUUGAUGCCUUCUCUAUCGACCUCAAGGCUCGCAACGGCGAUGAAUCUUAUGCUCUGCCUGUUCCAACGACUCUUCUUGUUGACUCCAAGGGAAUUGUUCGCAACGUCCACACCGAUCCGGACUACAUGCAGCGUCUGGAGCCCAGCACCGCUCUCGAGUGGGUUGAUGCUUUGUAA
Molecule: messenger RNA, 693 nt
Organism: Trichoderma reesei QM6a
Lineage: Eukaryota; Fungi; Ascomycota; Sordariomycetes; Hypocreales; Hypocreaceae
Exons: 1
Coding region: 43-693 (216 amino acids)
Biological process (GO): cellular response to oxidative stress; cell redox homeostasis
Cellular component (GO): cytoplasm
Molecular function (GO): thioredoxin peroxidase activity
Source: RefSeq, a predicted model, not a curated record